Molecule: messenger RNA, 1068 nt
Organism: Capronia epimyces CBS 606.96
Lineage: Eukaryota; Fungi; Ascomycota; Eurotiomycetes; Chaetothyriales; Herpotrichiellaceae
Exons: 3
Coding region: 1-1068 (355 amino acids)
Biological process (GO): rRNA processing
Cellular component (GO): nucleus
Source: RefSeq, a predicted model, not a curated record
AUGGGAUCGAGUGCGAAGAAGAAGAGGGAGAAGAAGAAAGAUUUCCAGAAACAGAAACUCAAGGUGGGCAAGGCCAGGCCCAAGGCCGACAACCACACCGAUACUAGCUUUCGCUCCAAAGCCAUCGUUCUGAACCAGCAACUGGAUGUCAAUGCUCCAUCGCAAACGGCCACCUUCCUUCACCACGUCUCACUGCUCAGUUCCCGCUCCGACUCUCAAAGGCGGGAUUCGCUGGCUUACUUGACGUCUCAUGUCGCAUCAACUCCUAAAGGAAAUGCGCUGCCCAUAACGACGAACGCUCUGCUCGGCAGUCUCUGUCCUCUGAUCCUCGACGGCUCUGCCGGGGUUCGAAACCAACUGCUAAAGCUGCUUCAGACACUUCCAAAUGAAGGCAUCCGCGACCAUGUCACCAAAAUGCUGCCCUACAUGCGUGCCGGCAUGACACAUCUGUCGCGAGAUAUCCGAGCCACAGCGAUAGACUUCUUAUCGUUUCUGAUCAAAGUCGCCGGACCCGAGCUGGUCUCCAGUCCCGGAGGCUGGUACCAGACAUUGGAGUGCUUCACUACCGUUCUCGGCUGGAGAUCCGCCGAUGCGAGCAAGUGGUCGUCCAACAAAGCGUCGUUUGGAGGAGAUGCCAAAUCGACUGCGCGCAUUAUGCAAGUUCUUGCCGAGUUUUUGCAAGCAGGACUUGCGGGCGACGAGGCCGCAGACUCCCGCGUGGGCCCUCUGGCCGCCGAUUAUCCUUUGUGGUUCACCAGCUCACUUUUGACUCCUGUCAAGUCCAAUGCUUACGCCUACUUGAAUCUCUUCGGCCAGCAAACGGAGGACGAAAAUCAAAUCCUUGAUGAUCGAGAGGACAGGUUACGGGUCUUUGUAACCCAUUUCCAGCCGCGUAUCUUGGCCGGCGCCGAUGCUGCGAAGCAGGAAGGCGGUGAAUUAGGACGUGCUUCAGGCCUACUCGCCAGAACCCUUGAUCGCACGCAGAAUGCAGACACCGCUGGAGAUCACAGGCGUCGCAUUUCCCUGCCUGUGUCGAACCGGCCAAGGAACUCCAGCUCAAGCCCAUAG